GCUCGCUCCGUCCCUCACUCUCUCAUUCCCUCUUUCUCCCGGCGGCGGCGGCGGACGAGGAAGGAGGAGGACGAAGGAGGACGAGCGAGCUCCCUUCUCCAGGAAGGGAGGAAAGCAAGCAGACUGCCCGACCGACUGACCGGCUCGCCCGCCCACCUGCCCGCCCGCCAUGGCCGGCUACGAGUACGUGAGCGCCGAGCAGCUGGCCGGCUUCGACAAGUACAAGUACAGUGCUGUGGACAACAACCCGCUCUCCCUCUACGUGAUGCACCCCUUCUGGAACACGGUGGUGAAGAUUUUCCCUAUGUGGCUGGCCCCAAAUUUGAUAACGUUUUGCGGCUUCCUGCUGCUUGUCUUCAACUUCUUCCUCAUGGCGUACUUUGACCGCGACUUUUAUGCCUCUGCGCCGGAUCAGGAGCAUGUCCCGAGCGGAGUGUGGGUCGUCGUGGGUCUCCUCAAUUUCAUGGCUUACACGUUAGAUGGCGUGGACGGGAAGCAGGCGCGUCGCACCCAGUCCAGCACGCCGCUGGGGGAGCUCUUUGACCACGGCCUGGACAGCUGGGCCUGCAUGUUCUUCGUGGUGACCGUCUACUCCACCUUCGGCCGGGGGACCAACGGCGUCAGCGUCUUCGUCCUCUACCUUCUCCUGUGGGUGGUCUUGUUCUCCUUCAUCCUCUCCCACUGGGAGAAGUACAACACGGGGAUCCUCUUCCUACCCUGGGGGUACGACAUCAGCCAGGUGACCAUUUCUGUCGUCUAUAUUGUGACGUCCAUCGUUGGGGUGGAAGUCUGGUACAGCCCUUUCCUCUUCAGUUUCUUAUACCGGGACCUGUUCGUUGCGAUGAUCAUCGGUUGUGCCGUCCUGGUCACCGUUCCUAUGAGCCUGCUGAAUUACUACAAAGCCUACAAAACGCGAACCCUGAAGCACCGGUCCUUCUACGAGGCCAUGUUGCCCUUCCUGUCCCCGGUGCUGCUCUUCAUCCUGUGCACUGCCUGGAUCUUCUGGUCGCCGUCCGAUAUCCUGGAGGCCCACCCCCGCCUUUUCUACUUCUUGGUGGGGACGGCCUUUGCUAACAUCUCCUGCCGCCUGAUCGUCUGCCAGAUGAGCAACACGCGAUGCCAGCCGCUCAACUGGCUGCUCCUCCCGCUCGCCCUCGUGGUCUUGCUGGUGACCUCCAACGCCCUGCCGGAGCACGAGACCUUCCUCCUCUACUUGGUCACCACCUUCAUUACCCUGGCCCACAUCCAUUAUGGAGUCUGUGUGGUGAGCCAGCUGAGUAAGCAUUUCAACAUCUGCACCUUUUCGCUGCGAAAGCCCAGCUCCGAUUGACUAGACGUGGAGGUGGCAGCGGAGGAGAAGGUGGGCCUGUGAUUGGCAGACGCUCUGUAAAUUCAGCCGCCCCUGUAAAUAUCCUUCAGCCAUCACCAUGGAACUAAAACUGACCCCCCCCCUUGGACACGAUCGCGUGGCGGGGCACAGGCGAGGCCUUAUGGGUGGCGGGGGACCCCUUUCUCUGGUUCCCCCUCCCUCACGGCCACGGUGCCAAGUCUCUCCCGGAUGUGUGGGCUAUCGCCCUGCGCUUGCCUGCAUGGGACCAGCCGUGUGCCGACGUUUUAAACUUCCAGGCCAGGCCUCGGACAACAUGGCUCUGAACCUUCCAGAGACAGCAAAGCAAGCAACCGUGGAAGCACCAGCCGUGGCUCUGAAGCAGCCACGGAACUGCGACAAAACACUUCACGUCGGCACAGCAUCUGGAGAGGUGAAGAAGCAAAAGGCAGAGGGCUCCGUGCAUCCGAGUGACACUACAAGGGGCUUUCAAUGGAAAGAUGGCCCAGGCUGUCACCAGAUGCUUGGUGUAAGCCGUGAGAAAGCGGAAUGUGGUCUCACCCGUCACUGCCUUUGGUGCGCUCCGUUCCGUCUCCUGCUUCGGACUCAGCCUGAGGCUCUCCCCAUGAGCUGAGCCCCCCCUAACCCCCCACCCCGGGCCAGUGAUUGCUUUUCUGAGAUCAGCCUUGGAGAACAGAGCACCUUUGUACCCCAAGAUCACGUCGUGGCACGUUUACCCUUUCCUGUGAUGUGGCGCACACUCGCUUCACCCUCGUGGAAGCCGAGGGAGGAUGUUGCCAGGGGUCGGGCGUGACAGCCGAGGGCCCCCCUUCCUCACAUUCGGAGCUGCAUCGUUUGGGAGUCAACCCCCAUGAUCUGUUGCAAACCCCAAAGUGAUGUGCCCUUGAUUUGCACACCCAGUUUUCCGUGACUGACCUCUCGUGGCGUGGCUUGUUUCUGUUUCCCUGCCGGAAAUCUCGUUUCCCAUGAACUUUAAUCCCGUUUCAUUUGAGUGGUGCUGGUGGUGGUGAUGAUGAUGGAGACAGAGAGCUGAUUUUUCUUUUCCUUUGUCGCUUUAUUUAAUGAAGACCUUUUUUUUUCGUUGUGUGUAUCUGUGUCCUUGAAUGAAGAGUGCAGCCUAAACCCAAGCUUCUUGGAAAGGCUGCACCCGGAAAAAACGGAGCGCAGCGAAGGCGGUUCCGAAGAUGGAAUUCAUAGCCAGGGUAACGGGUGUUUUUUUUUUUUCCCCAGCCUUUCGAAAUGAGAGGAAGUUUUCCUCUUGUGGGCGAUACAUUCCAUUCUGUAGAAGGAUUUGCAGUUGUGGAAUUUCUAUUUAAUUUUUAUUUUGUAAACUUGGGUUAUUAUGUCCAGAAACCAGACACGAGCAAUGUAAAAGCCCAGAACUGGGGCUUCGCUCUGCUUUUCUCCUCAUUCCUUUGUUCUGUAAAUAGGUCUAUUUUUAUUAUUAUUAUUAAUAAUAAUAUUCUUACAUUUUUCUGCCAAUGCCAUUUCUGGUAUCUUGAUGAACAGCGGAGUUGGUACUGAUUGCUCGUAAUCUGUCUUUUAAAAAGCAGCACGAAAGCAAAGUGGUAUCUAAGCCUGGAGGUUGAAGCAAAGGGGGUUUGCUCCUUUGUUCAGUAUUUGUAGAACUGGACCAGAAAUAAGGAUGAUAAUUCCUUUUUCUUUCUUUCUUUCUUUCUUUCUUUCUUUCUUUCUUUCUUUCUUUCUUUCUUUCUUUCAAUGACUUUGCACAAGGAAAUCUUGGGUGUACAGAGGAAUGGAGAGAUGCUUGAAUACUUGAUGCUGUAAUAUUUGGAAUGCACUUCCACUAAUCAUUUGUAAAAUUGUACAAGAGACAUUAAGAGAUGGGGCCCUGCAUCUGA
Pogona vitticeps (central bearded dragon) is the source of this 3210-nucleotide messenger RNA. It is a transcript of the gene SELENOI, whose product is annotated as selenoprotein I. Gene Ontology annotation, molecular function: ethanolaminephosphotransferase activity. Gene Ontology annotation, cellular component: endoplasmic reticulum membrane; Golgi apparatus. The record is from RefSeq and is a predicted model, not a curated record. Gene Ontology annotation, biological process: phosphatidylethanolamine biosynthetic process. Lineage: Eukaryota; Metazoa; Chordata; Lepidosauria; Squamata; Agamidae.